AUGCGGUCGAGGGAGAUUCGCCGCCGCAAAGGAGGAGGAGUAGGAGGCGCGAUUCCGGUGAGUCACAGAGGACGAGCAGGUGAAAAAUGGAAACAUCAGGGGGAAAUAAAAGAGACUUCCUUUGCCCGACGUCUGCGCGGGCAUCCGGACAACGAGGAGGCGCGCGGUUUUGAGAGAAAUGGCGCUUUUUUUCGACUGCAUGCGCCCCAGGGAGAAGAAGACAAGCGGUGGAACAGCUCGACAUCUGCAUCUAAGCGGCGGCACGGAGAAGAGCGCCUCGCCGAGCGCAGACGACAGGCACAAAUUCGUUUCUUCCUUUUCUUGUUUUGGGCAAAUGCCAAAGUUUAUUUCGCCUGUUUCGCACAACUUUGGGGACCUCUCGGCUUGUGCGACACAGACCUCCCGUCCUUCGAGAAGAGUAGAGUGUGCAGCCGCUCUCACACUGACCGGAAGAGGACUCUCCGAGUCUUCGAGAAAACAAUUUUCGAAGGAAGUCUCUGCAUAAAUGCCAAAACGUUCUUGCUUCACUGGUUAGAGAGACACCGCAGCCGUCUCUUUCUCUGCGGUUCGCCUCGCUCUCCCCAACCUCCAAGCUGCUCCGUGUCUUUCCUCGCAUAUUCUUAUUCUCCCUUCUUCUCCUCUCUGAUUCGCUUCUCUGAUUCGUUUCUCUGA
Toxoplasma gondii ME49 is the source of this 672-nucleotide messenger RNA. RefSeq lists its product as hypothetical. Lineage: Eukaryota; Apicomplexa; Conoidasida; Eucoccidiorida; Sarcocystidae. The record is from RefSeq and is a predicted model, not a curated record. The transcript has a single exon. The coding region runs from base 1 to 672 and encodes 223 amino acids.